GGUCACGGAGCGGGUUUGCCAACCCGGAAGAAGACGGUUUGUAUUGCGCAUGCGCAGGUCUCUUGUUUGCACAGAGAGCGACGUUCGGUGUUUGCUUGUGUUUACUGGCGUGAAACCAGUUUGAGUCAUGGCCUAUCAGCUCUACAGGAACACCACUUUGGGAAACAGUCUUCAGGAGAGUCUGGACGAGCUCAUUCAGACCCAGCAGAUCACACCUCAGCUGGCUCUUCAGGUCCUCCUUCAGUUUGAUAAAGCCAUCAACACGGCGCUCGCCAACCGGGUCCGCAACAGAGUCAACUUCAAG
Messenger RNA from Austrofundulus limnaeus, 304 nucleotides. Its product is annotated as transcription initiation factor IIA subunit 2. Gene Ontology annotation, cellular component: transcription factor TFIIA complex. Lineage: Eukaryota; Metazoa; Chordata; Actinopteri; Cyprinodontiformes; Rivulidae. Gene Ontology annotation, biological process: transcription initiation at RNA polymerase II promoter. The record is from RefSeq and is a predicted model, not a curated record.